Molecule: messenger RNA, 3712 nt
Organism: Lotus japonicus
Lineage: Eukaryota; Viridiplantae; Streptophyta; Magnoliopsida; Fabales; Fabaceae
Product: disease resistance protein RPV1-like
Exons: 8
Coding region: 213-2432 (739 amino acids)
Biological process (GO): defense response; signal transduction
Source: RefSeq, a predicted model, not a curated record
AGCUAUCGAUCUCAUCUAAUGAUGAAACCUAGAAUGAGUCAACGAGAUUAAGCAACAAAAUCAUCUACACCAAAAUAUUUUACAAACAAAAUUGUCCUUUAUAUACAGCCAUACUUCAUGCGUUCCAGUCAUUGUGCGUAUGAAGGUAUUAAUUAAAGAAAGCCCUGUUAUUUUUUUGUUUCAUCCUUUCUUUGCAUCAGUUUACACGGACAAUGGCUAUGUCUUCUUCUUCUUCCCGUGUCUUUCUGAAAAAAUACGAUGUUUUUAUUAGUUUUAGGGGUGAAGACACCAGAAAUAACUUCACCCAUGAUCUGUAUUCUGCUCUGAGAAAGGAGAAUAUCAUAGCCUACAUAGAUAAUCAGCUAGAAAGAGGAGAUGAUAUUUGGCCAGCACUUGUCAAAGCAAUCAAGGACUCCGUGAUAGCUGUUGUGGUGUUCUCAGAAAGAUACGCUACUUCAAGGUGGUGUCUGCAAGAACUCGCCCAAAUAAUGGAAUGCAGAAGACUAGGGGGUCUGGCUGUUAUACCAGUGUUCUACAAAACAAAUCCAACAGACGUAAGGAAGCAGACUGGGAGUUACCAGAAACCAUUUGAUGACCAUGACAAAAGAGAAGAGCAAGACAAAGUGGAAAGUUGGAGAGAUGCUCUUACUCAAGCAGCCAAUAUUUCUGGAUGGGAAUCAAGAACCCAAGGGGACAACUCUCAAGUCAUAGAAAACCUUGUUAAGAAUGUUUGGGGAAAGCUGCGCUCAAUGGAAAAUGAUUAUCAAGAAGGCCUUGUUUUAAUUGACGAACAGUGUGAAGCCAUUGAAGGUUCCUCAGGAAAACUUGGAAGAAUUGGACUUUGGGGCAUGGGGGGAACAGGUAAGACCACCAUUGCUAAAGCCUUGUUUGCCAACCACUCCCCCGAAUAUGACAGCGUAUGCUUCUUGAAGGACAUAAGAGAAGAAUCACAAAUUCACGGACUAGCACAUAUUCGUGAUAAGCUUCUCUUUGAUCUGCUAAAGGACGUGGUGGUUGCAGUAGUGAGUUUGACGGUGAUGGAGAUUGGAGAGGAUAGAGAGAGGAAGAUGAAGGGCUUUACUACCCCACAUUUUUAUUCCAAAAAUAUUAAAUUCUGGCAAUCUGAAUUGAGAAACUUGGAGCUCAGGAGAAAAUCCUUCAAGGAAAUUCAAGACGUGUUUAAAGUGAGUUAUCAUGGAUUAUCAAGGCAAGAGCAGGCAAUAUUUCUGGACAUUGCUAUCUUUUUCAAAGACCGGAAUCAAGAUUCUGUCAUAAGUAUACUAGAUGCCUGUGGUUUCAAUGCUGCUAGUGGAAUAGAAAAACUUAAAGAUAAAGCUCUUAUAACUAUAUCAAAGACCAAUACUAUACAAAUGCUUGACUUUCUACAAGACAUGGCUUUUGAUAUAGUUAGAAAUGAUGUAACAGACCCUAGAAGAGGCACCAUAUUGAUGAAUGAUGAUUGUCUUCAGCUCUGCAGCUCCGAGGGAACUCCACAAGUCGUUGAAGGAGCAUUGUUAAAUUUGUCUCGGAGUAGUCAUAGAUAUAAAUUCAAUGAUGAAAUGUUCAGCUUACCUAAAUUAAGAAUUCUUAAGUUUUAUGUCGGCUCUGUCAUGUCAACCCAUAUCUCUUUCAGCAAAUCAGAAAACGAAUAUGACUCUUACAGGGACUAUUACCAUUAUGACUAUCAGCUACCUGGUUCUGCUGAAUUGAAGUAUUUUGAGUGGGCUGGAUACCCUUCCAAGUCUCUUCCUAUAACUUUUUGUGUCAAGUUUCUUGUUGAGUUUCGGAUGCCGUACAGUCAUGUUGAAGAACUUUGGGAUGGGACACAGAACCUUGUGAAUUUGGAGACAAUUGACCUUAGUGAAUGCAAAAAGUUAAGGAAGCUCCCUGACUUGUACAAAGCCUCAAAACUCAAAUGGGUAAAUCUCACGGGAUGUGAAAGUUUGCAGGUCCUUCAUCCAUCGCUUUUAUCUGUGGACACACUAGUUACUUUGACACUGGAUAGAUGCAAAAAACUAGAGAGUGUUAUGAGUGAACAACAUUUGAGCAAGCUGCAGAACCUCAACUUGAAUGACUGUCAAAAUCUCAAGGAAUUUUCAGUGUCGUCAGAUUCAAUUAAGUUGUUGGAUUUAAGCAAGACAAGAGUCAGACAAUUGUAUCCAUCAAUCGGUCGACUUAGCGAUCUUUUAUGGCUUAGUCUAGAAGAUUUGGAUUUGGAGAAUCUUCCUGAUGAGUUAUCAUGCCUGACAUCUCUUGAGGAGCUAAGGAUUUCUGACUGUGGAGUAAUUGAUAAAGAGAAGCUACAUGUCAUAUUUGCUGGCUUAGGAUCCUUAAAAGUGCUACAUCUAAAGGAUUGUUAUCGUAAGUUUGAACUCCCAGACAACAUCAGUGCCUUGUCAUCAUUACAAGAAUUAAGGCUGGAUGGAAGCUGAAGAAGUUGCCUACAAGCAUCAAGCUUCUUGAAAAUCUCGAGAUUCUCUCGUUAGCGAGAUGUAGGGAGCUUGAGUCUCUACCUGAGCUUCCGUUGUUGAUCAAGGAGCUUAACGCCGACGAUUGUACAUCAUUAGAGACAGUAUGCACUUUAAAGACUUUUUCAGUGAAGAUGAAAGGAAUAGAGAAACACAUAUCAUUCAUGAAUUCAAUUGGACUGAGUAUAUCUUCAAUCCACCAGAUUAUGGAGGAUGCCAUGUUUACAAUGAAGAGGGCUGAAUUGUGCAAUGUAUUUGUAAGAAGCAGUUUUGCGGUUUGCUUUCCAGGAGGCGGUGUUCCCUCAGUGCCAGAGUCAUCAUUCAUCACAUAUCAAAGCACAGGGUCAUCAAUUACCAUUAAUGAACCUCAUGACCAAAGUUUGUCGCACCGCUGUCUGGGCACCAUUUAUUGUGUGCUUCUUUUUUCAUCCUCUGGAAGUACAGUCUGGGAUACUAAAAUCCAAUGCCAAAUCUACGGGAAAGAUGGAGAAUGCAAGAUGACUACAUGGUUUCCCGAAUACAUCGGGCUACCUAGAGUUGAGCAUGUUUUUCUAUGGCAUGGUCCUAGUGUUGAUGAUGCACAAGUUUUUGAGUUCCUUGUUACACCUGAUACUGGGCUCAGAAUAGAAGAGUGUGGGAUUUACCAUAUGUGUUACUUGAAUUCUGAGCUUGAGAGACUUAUAGGGGAAGCAGAAAUGGAACCGGAAUUCAAGUCAGAGUUGGGAGACGGAGUGGAUGCAAUCGCCGCUGGACUUGCGAGAGAACUAUAAUCACUAAUUUGUCCUAGAGCAAUGGGGGAAUCUUCAGCUUGGGAUAGAGGUUGUCGGAAAGUGGCGUGUGAAGUGGAUUCCAUGGAGCUGUUGCAGCUGCUUCAGAGGCGUGAGAAUGGGAAUGUCUUUCUUAUUGCUAUGGAGAUUUGGAGCUAUGUAGACCGGGAGGGGGAGCUGUCCUUGUGUCGUAUCUCGCGGGAGUGCAAUUCAGUGGCGGAUCACAUUGCGAGAUGAUAAUGAUGAUUCAAAUCAAAAAGAUGAUGGUGGUGGUGAGCGGCAAGUGGAUGUAUCUUUUUCUAAGAUAACAUUUAUCAUUUUGAAUUUAGAAGAUGAUGAUUGAAUCACUAGAGAGAUUUGGUUCAAUUAUCUUUGAUGUAUAAGAAUAUGUCAUUUGUAUUUUACUUAAUUGUAUUGUGGUUUAAGAUAAUUAAACAAAAACAAAUUUGUGGUUUUGUUGUUAAAGACAUAUAAGUC